AUGCCGCAACAAGUGGAACAGAAGACUGUGGACCCUGAGGCAGAGCUCAGUAAUGUGCAAAGAACGUUUCAAAAGUUAGCGCCGACGUGCAGCGUGGAGAAGCGCGUGGCCGGCAUCCCGCAGCUGGCGCCGCAGGAGAAGCAGCUCGCCAUCCUCGCCACUGAGCUCAAAGAGACCUUACUUUGCAUCAAUUUAGCCCAAAAAGGGCAACACGCACUACGCGACAACUUGACCAAGCAAAGCACUCGCAAGUCCAUUGUCGAAUACGAACACCUAGAAAGCGAAUUAAGAGACGAGAAAGCACAGCAAGCCGAGCUCGACUGCCUCAACUACCUCGCGCAGAAACAACUCGUGGAGUUGUUGAAGAAAGUGCCCACUGAAGCUGAUGAAUUGGCAAUGAUAGAGAAUGCAAACAACUGUCUCCGACGCAUGGAGAACCGCCUGGACCUGGCCACGAAGCGGUUCUGCUUGGUCAACACUGACAAUAAGAGAGUGCGCGAGGAAAUAGAUCGACUACUUGUUGAAAGGAACGAUUUCAACAUCCAGUGGAACAGAGCUAUCGGCAAGCUGGUGAAAGGCAAAGAGUAUCUGAUGGAUAUAUUUGAAAUUGCCGCGAACGCUUUCGGAGAUAGAGACGAGUGCUGUCGGAAGCUGGAGGCCUUGAAAUGGAAAGGAUUGUUCCAACUGAACAGAGAUAUAUCGGAAAUGCAAUCAUUUGAAGGAGAAUUAAACCAUUUGGCAAAAUUAGAAGAGUUUCUUAGAGUUAAGGGUUCUAGAAGAAUCUGCGAAGCCGAUGAGAAGGAAGAGAUUAAACGUCAAGAGGAGAUACAGCGCUGUGAGCAGGAGAUCGCUAGAUAUGACGCUUUGCUGGAAGAAAUAUUUCGUGACAUAAACGAAGCAAGAGAAGAGAGCCAGGGUAAGAAGUUGACGGAACUAAAACUAGAUGUGGAGAGAAAACAUGACAAAACGCAACGCGUGCACGACGAGAACGAGUCUGCUGACGCAACUAUUACGAAAGUUCUCAGGGGGAUUGAUGAUCUUGUGAGAUUGGCGAGAUGCGACAUUACCCCGCUACUGUCUCUUUUGGGAAACCAUAAAGAAUUAACUAAAUGGAACGUACGCAAAUUCCUAAGAAUUCUAGAGGCUGAUGUUAAAAGUCUGAUUGAAGUUGUUUAUGGUGCUGUAAAGCCGCCAGCCCCGACACCAAAAGCUCGAAAAGGUCCGGCACCGGUGACAGCAAAGCUCGUGGCUGAUCCAUACGUGGAGACCCUUCGUCCCAAUAAAAUUGAAAUACUGGUUCCCUAUCAACCUUGUGCUUAUUGUGUUGAAGAUUAUAUAAUGAAUUUGGUUUUCGAGACUCCAGCAGUUCCAGCUGAUAAAGAAUACAUAGAAGGUAUCUUACAUUUGGAAGACGUUAACACUACAUUUGGAAUUUUUACCUUGACAAUUCCUGCUAAGCGUCAUCCCUACAGAGGACCUAAAAAGGAC
Messenger RNA from Brenthis ino (lesser marbled fritillary), 1488 nucleotides. The record is from the annotation of a GenBank genome assembly. Lineage: Eukaryota; Metazoa; Arthropoda; Insecta; Lepidoptera; Nymphalidae.